AUGAGCGGUUACCUGCGCUCCGGCUCCAGCAACUGGCGGCGGGCGGCCACCCUGGUGCUGGCGGCGGGCUGGGCGCAGCCAGGCCCCGGGGCGCCGCCGCUGCCGCCGCUGCCGGCCGAGGGCUUCCGGCUGCUGCUGCUGCAGCGCUCCCCGCGGCAAAGCUUCAUGCCCGGGGCGCACGUCUUCCCGGGCGGCGUGGUGGACGCGGCGGACCGCUCGGACGAGUGGCUGCGCCUCUUCGCGCCGCACCACGGGCCGCCGCGCUUCGGCCUGGGCCCCGCGCCGCCCUCGCCCGCCGCCUUCCCGGUGCUGCCGGCCGCCGCGGAGGACGGCGCGGGGCUGCCGGACGACGUGGCCUUCCGCAUCUGCGCCAUCCGCGAGACCUUCGAGGAGGCGGGCGUGCUGCUGCUGCGGCCCCGCGCCGCCCCGCCGCCCGCCGCGCCCGCGCCCGGCCGCGCCCUCCCGCCGCCCGCCGGCCUGGCCGCCUGGCGCGCCCGCGUCCGCCGCGACCCGCGCCACUUCCUGCGCCUGUGCGCGCAGCUGGACUGCACCCCCGACAUCUGGGCGCUGCACGCCUGGGGCGCCUGGCUCACGCCCUUCAUCCGGCCCGGCGGCCGCCGCUUCGACACGGCCUUCUUCCUGUGCUGCCUGCGCGACCCGCCGCCCGUCUUCCUGGACCUGGAUGAGGUGGUGGGCAGCCAGUGGUCAUCUCCGUCAGAGGCAACUGAAAGUUUCAUAUCAAAAGAAAUUUGGUUGGCACCCCCGCAGUUCUAUGAAAUAAGAAGACUGGAAAACUUUGCCUCUCUCUCGGAACUGCACAAGUUUUGUUUGGAUCAUGUAUUAAAAGGGGUAGAAAGAUGGAUGCCGAUCGUGUUAUUAACUGCUGAUGGGCAAAUCUCACUUUUACCAGGAGAUGAGCUGUACUUAGAAGAUUCAAACUUCUUAGAAAAUAAUUUGUCCACUGAAAAAAAGACUGAAGAAAUCAUGAAGGAAGGCAAGAAAUUUCACCGCAUAGUGAUGUACAGUCGCCAUGUUUAUAGUAUUCAUGUGACUGUUCAGUCAAAGUAUAAACAUGUUUAUCCCAAGACUUAUGUAAUAAGUAAGAGCCAUUUGUAG
Messenger RNA from Pipistrellus nathusii (Nathusius's pipistrelle), 1116 nucleotides. The record is from the annotation of a GenBank genome assembly. NCBI's taxonomy places the organism in Eukaryota, Metazoa, Chordata, Mammalia, Chiroptera, Vespertilionidae.